Messenger RNA from Papaver somniferum (opium poppy), 612 nucleotides. RefSeq lists its product as uncharacterized. The coding region runs from base 1 to 612 and encodes 203 amino acids. The transcript has a single exon. NCBI's taxonomy places the organism in Eukaryota, Viridiplantae, Streptophyta, Magnoliopsida, Ranunculales, Papaveraceae. The record is from RefSeq and is a predicted model, not a curated record.
AUGUGUAAUGAACUGGGUCCUGUAACAGUUUUUAAUGAAGACAUGGAUGAAAUCACUUAUGAAGCAGAAUUCAGUGUGAAGAAGAUCUAUGAGAUGCAGCUGGAAGAUGCAGAAAUACUUACUUUUCAGAAGUUCUUAUGGAAAAAGCAGGUACCUACUAAGGUCAGUUUCCUUUUAUGGGCUUACAUGCAUAAUUCCACUCCAACUCUUACUAUGCUUAGCCAUAGAGGUGUUGAAGUUGCUUCAGAUAGAUGCCACUUCUGUCAGACUGAGGUGGAAGAUGCUGAUCAUAUUUUUGUGAACUGUAAGUAUACUUAUGAGAUCUGGAUGGAGUUCUUAAGAACUUUUAGAAUGCAAUGGGUGAUGCCUUUUACAUUACAGAGUUUAUUUGAGAUGUGGAGUCAGUGUAAGCUCAGAGGCAGGUGUAGGGAUGUUUGGGAGAGGAUACAUUAUGUUAUCAUUUGGCACAUUUUACAGCAAAGAAAUGAUAGAGCUUUUGGUGCUAGACACAAGACUGUGUCUGAAUUAGUACUGCUUAUUAAACAUGAUGUUGUCCUUUGGCUUCAUGAUAAGGAAACAUUUAUACCUAUUCCCGUUGCCUAUUUUGUUUAA